Molecule: messenger RNA, 1571 nt
Organism: Aspergillus homomorphus CBS 101889
Lineage: Eukaryota; Fungi; Ascomycota; Eurotiomycetes; Eurotiales; Aspergillaceae
Product: ankyrin repeat domain-containing protein
Exons: 1
Coding region: 233-1432 (399 amino acids)
Molecular function (GO): protein binding
Source: RefSeq, a predicted model, not a curated record
UUCGACUAUUUUGGUCCCUUCAUGUAAAGUACCUUUUAGCUCAAACAGUUCAUUCCACACUGCGAAAGAUACAAAGAACCGAGUGAUCAUUGGCAAUAUAGUCUCCCUCAACACACACUCUAGAGCUCCUCACUAUAUAACAGCAUGUAAGCCAUCAUCUCGACUCAGAUGUAGAGCAAUCAGCCUACCCGACGUGUCUUACUGCUGUGAUCAGCAACCGACGAUUGCAACCAUGUCUCGACCUCAAUCCCUCUCGAAGGAGCAGCAGCAGCAUUUCGGGCCUCAUCCAAUCCCGGUGCCAGGGCCCCAGCCAGCAUCAUGUCAUCUCCUGCGAUUGCCGACGGAGUUACACGUGCUAUUUGCCAAGGCGAUGGAGCCCCGAGAUCUCAGCAGCUUCACACGAACCUGCCGAUUGCUCAACAACACCCUGUGGUCAGAACUCCGAGAGAAGGUGUACGAAUACGCUUCGACGCGCUAUACGUAUUAUGUCUCUACCCAUGAGCGUCGAAUAGAGCACGAGCAGGAGUUCCUGCUGUGCCGCUUCUACAACGCCAUCGUGGGCCGUCGCUAUCACGCAGUGCGCGCCUUCCUCGAAGCCGGCGUCGACCCCAAUGGCGGGCGCGGAGACAGAGACCCCUGCUCCCAGGCGCUGCUGCACCUGGUCGAGGGCGGGGAUCUCGCGCUCGCCGAGCUCCUGCUCCAGUUCGGAGCCGACCCCAAUGCCAUGGGCGGUAUCGCCCACUCGGGCCGGUACAGUCCGUUGGUUCUGGCUGUAGGCAAGCUGCACUAUGAUAUGGCCCAGCUCCUCCUGGAACACGGAGCAGAUCCCUCGAACGGCUGGCAUUGUCCACGUACGAAACUGCCCAACAUCGACUUGGCUGCCGGAUUCUUUCGUGAGGAGAUGGGGAAGGAGGAUGGCAUGGGCCGUGGUAACACGGCCAUCCGGAUCAUCGACCUCCUCUUGUCGCACGGGGCGCGGUUCGGUGAAUUGGACACAAUCCCGGUCCUGUUCAGCGACGGGUUCGAGCACGGCCGGGCGCGUCUGCAAAGGGCCAUCCGCAACGGCACCAAUCUGGGCGCCGUCACCGUCCCGCAUCGCUGGAGGCUCUUCUGCGAUUGGGACUUGGAAAUGCUCGAGGUGUUGGUGGAUCUGGCGCCCGAGCUCCUCGGAAACGGCGGCCACGAUGCGUGGUCGUCAUGUCAUCAGGCGUUACUUUAUGGGAGGCCUGAUGUCGCGCUGAGCAUGAUUCGAAGUGGCUGCUAUCUGGCCUUCCCGGCAGUGCUGUGUGUGGCGAUUCUGGGCGGUUAUGAGGAGGUGGUCGAGGUGCUCUUGCAGCGGCCUGAGUUGAGACAUCGUAGCCGUGCUUGGAAAGUAAGGUCGUGGGCGGAGGCGAGGAGGCGCGACCGCAAGCCGCGGAUGGGACCACUAUGAUCACUGAUCGUGCAAUGAAUGAGUUGGCGACUUUCUUGAGUAGGCAUUGCCAGCGCCUCCUUCUCCUUCUUUUCAACGAUCCUGUGAAGACUAUUUAUUAUAAGCAAGAUUGUUUGAGCGGACACGCUUGCUGACGUCG